Molecule: messenger RNA, 2214 nt
Organism: Capronia coronata CBS 617.96
Lineage: Eukaryota; Fungi; Ascomycota; Eurotiomycetes; Chaetothyriales; Herpotrichiellaceae
Exons: 3
Coding region: 1-2214 (737 amino acids)
Biological process (GO): DNA-templated transcription
Molecular function (GO): DNA binding; zinc ion binding
Source: RefSeq, a predicted model, not a curated record
AUGACAAGUUUCGUGCCUGCAACCAUUGCAGGCGUGCCAAGAUACGCUGCACAGGCAGCUUACCUUGCGCAAGCUUGGACAACGAGCUCCUCCUCAACUCCGCCGCCACGGAAGACCGAACAACGUUCGCUAUCAUCCACGAUAGAAUCCCCGGCACAAUCUCUCGUCGAGGAACCAACAACAGAGGUACCACCGCCACUUGAGACAAUCGAGAAGCUACCCAUCGAAGCAACGAAGACCCCCCAGGAAGUAGUCGGCCCGGCCAUUUCCUCCCCAGACAGCACGGCGGCGUUGCUCCAUCUCAGUCUGGCCUCGGAUCACGCAACACGAGCGGUACUAUUCAACGAAGGAAAGGACUUUCCUAUCGUCAAUUCAACAUAUGUGUCUCCCACACUCCAUGUCCUAGAUCCAUACAGCUACAAGUUGCCAUCGAUUGCCGGCUCUGUCGAAGCGCCGACUCCAAGCAGCCAGCCGGUCGUACAGUGCAGAUAUGCGGUUCUACAUUACCUGGUACCGUUUCUCGACCGAGAGCUAGGAUCCAAUCUGGCCUGUGAUCUGCUUGAUACCUACUUCUCCAGCGCUUUCUCCAGCCGCAUGCAUCCGACUUGCCAUUACAUCCACAAUUUCAUCCUGCGACGGUGCGAUGUCCUGAACCCUCUCCAACCGCGGCAGACACACCCAGGAUUGCUCGCUAGCAUGCUUUUUGUCGCCGCGUUAAGCGACAAAGCUCUUGGCUUGUUCAGCGGCCCAGAAGAGAGGGACCGAGUGUGCAAGUAUCUCAGUCUCCUGACCUACAGGCUGCUCAACCCAUCUCGCUAUGAACCACUCCUCAGUCGUGAAGACCUGGGACUUCCUCCUGCUCUAGGCUCGGACCCUGGAUGGACGAAUGAUGAUCUGCGACAAGCAUUGGAUCCGGAAAUGCAGACAGAUGCGUUUCCGAUCACCUGGGGGACUGACUACAUCAUUGCAUUGAUCCACGUUUCCUCGGUCAUUUCUGGAAGUGAGAACAAGGCUGCGAGCAUUAGAUGGUGGAACGUCGCGUUCAACCUCGCUCGGGAUCUGAAGCUCAACCAGGAAGUGGAGUCGUUCAUCCUGUCACCAGAAACAGAGGAUGGCUAUCCUACAUGGAAUUGCAGAUGCUCAAUGAGCAACGACGCCAGCAGCGACAUCAUGAACGAGGUCCAUCGAGAGGAGCGACGCCGGACGUGGUGGCUGUUGUUCUUGAUGGAUCGACAUCUGGCUCUUUGUUACAACAGACCCCUUGCCCUACUAGAAGCCGAGUGUAAAGACUUAUUGCUUCCUCUCGACGACAUGACGUGGCAAUCUGGCUUACAGCCUCAUAGCCACGGUACCAGCCCAGAUGGUCCAAGAUGCAUGUUGUUGCCGUCAGAUACCGGGAGACUGCAGGGCCCUCCAAACAUCUGUUCAGGGACUGGUCUUUUUGAGUUUUACCUGCCGCUGAUGACCAUAACCGGCCACCUUCUCGACUAUAAUCGGGCGAAGAACAACCCCGUACUGGCGUCAGCAGGCUCACCGAUGUGGACAAUUCAAGAGCGGCGAAUCUUGCGGGAGCUCGAUCAGUACCAAGCCACUUUGGAUCACAGUACCAGUCGACCGGCCAUGAUUCCGGCAUCCGAUAAAGAGCCUCAGUCGCCUUGGACGACGUCUCCAACAGCACCUCCGGUGGAGGAGUCUGAAGCGACACACCUCGCCAAAACAGUGUCUGCAUACGCCACGCAUGUCGUCUGUGUUCUGAGGAUCCUGGUCGGCAGUAAAUGGGACCCGGUAUGUCUCUUCGAAGACGCCGAUUUCUGGACCUCGUCACCAGGAUUCAAGGACUCGAUGUCGCAUACAAUGGCGGCCUCGGAAUGCGUGACGCAAAUCCUGGAGCAUGACCCGGAUGUCAGCUUCAUGCCUUACUUCUUCGGGAUCCAACUUCUACACGGGAGUCUGCUGUUACUGCUGGUGGCGUACCGGCUCCAGGGGAAUUCAGGGACAGCUAUUCUAGCAGCCUGCGAGGCCGUCAUCCGGGCCACAGAGGCUUGUUUCGUGACUCUCCCGACCGACUAUCAGCGACAGUUCCGCAACGUGAUGAGAGCCGCCAUUGCUUUGGCGAAAGGCAGAAGAAAUAAUCCGGUCGACACGGAGAAACAGUUGACAUUUGUCAUUGCGAGAUACAGGUGGUCCAGAAAUGGAGCUGGACUGGCUCGAUGA